Molecule: messenger RNA, 315 nt
Organism: Cucumis sativus (cucumber)
Lineage: Eukaryota; Viridiplantae; Streptophyta; Magnoliopsida; Cucurbitales; Cucurbitaceae
Gene: GRX8
Product: monothiol glutaredoxin-S1-like
Exons: 1
Coding region: 1-315 (104 amino acids)
Source: RefSeq, marked provisional
AUGGAUAUGAAUGCAGUGAAAGGGUUGGUAGCUGAGAAGCCAGUAGUGAUCUUCAGCAGGAGCCAAUGCUCAAUGAGCUAUACAGUAAAGACACUUAUAUCAAGCUUUGGAGCUAAUCCUACUGUGUAUGAGCUUGAUGAGAUACCCAAUGGGCAUCAAAUUGAGACACUGUUGCUUCAACUAGGAUGCCAGCCAUGUGUACCUGCUAUUUUCAUUGGGCAGAAGUUAAUUGGUGGUGCAAGAGAGCUCAUGAGCCUGCAGGUCAGGAAUGAGCUUAUGCCAUUGCUCAUGAGUGCCAGAGCUAUAUGGGUUUGA